This is a messenger RNA of Insectozyma verbasci, 1887 nucleotides long. The record is from the annotation of a GenBank genome assembly. Lineage: Eukaryota; Fungi; Ascomycota; Pichiomycetes; Serinales; Debaryomycetaceae.
AUGGUAAAUCCACCUCAACCUAGAAAUAUACCACCUAAUUCACCCCGUUCAUCUAAUCCACCAUUGCAUACUCCAAGUACAACAGCAUCUUCAUCUUCACAAUGUUCUGCAUCGAAUAAUAAUAAUAAUAAUAGUAAUAGUAAUAAUAAUAAUACUAAUAAUCACAAUGGGUCUGGUCAAUCACCUCGUACUACUCAAGCUCAAUUACAUCAUCAUCCAACUAUUUCACAUCAUCAUUCUUCAAUGCUGCAUCAUCAACAUCCAUCAAGAAAACCUUCAAUUGUUGAAUUAUUAAGUUCUCCUCCUCCUUUACCUGUCGAUCAAGAUGAUUCCAUAAAUCAUUUAAGUUUAUCAAGAAAUCCAUCUGUCAAUUCAAGAUCAUCAUCAUUAUAUCAAAGUCCACAAACUUUAAAUCAUUCAAAUUCAAUUAUUGGUUUAGAUUGGAGUGAAAUUCCAUUGAGUGAAUUGACUGAAUCAAAUAAAUUAAUAAGUAUUCAUUCAUCAUUAUCUGUUCAAGAAGCAUUUGAAACUUUGGUAUCCAAUAAUUUAACUAGUGUACCAGUUUCUAUAUCUGAAAAUCAUUCUGAUUUAACAAAUUGUUUAACUUUUGAUUAUUCAGAUUUGAAUACUUAUUUGUUAUUAAUUAUGAAUAAAAUCGAUUAUUCAGAGUUGAAUGUUGAUGAAAUUGGAGAUGAGAAAAUGACUUUUCAAGAGAAACAUGAUUUGGUUAUAUCAAAUAUUAAUAAAGCUAAAAAAGGUGAAGAAGUUCCAGUUGAAUUUAUAAUUAAAUUACAUCCAAAAAAUCCAUUUAUUAAAUUUGUAGAUAAUGAUACUUUAUUUUCAGUCAUGGAAACUUUAGGUAAUGGAGUUCAUAGAAUUGCAAUUACAGAUUCAACAACUAAUAAAAUAAUAGGUAUAUUAUCACAAAGAAGAUUAAUUAAGUAUAUGUGGGAAAAUGCUAGAAGAUUUCCAGCUCUUGAUUUUUAUUUACAAUCAACAUUACAAGAUUUAAAAAUUGGUUCCAGUAAUCCAAUUACAAUUUACGAAGAUCAAUUAUUGAUUGAGGCUUUACAUAAAAUGUUUAAUGAACGAGUUUCAUCACUUGCAGUUAUAGAUAAAUCUCGUACACUAAUUGGAAAUAUUUCAAUUGUUGAUGUUAAAAAUGUCACAAGUUCAAAGAAUUCAUAUUUAUUAAAUAAAUCAGUUUUGAAUUUUAUUUCAUAUAAUUUAUCACAAAAGGGUAUUGAAGAAGGACAAGAUCAAUUUCCUAUAUUCCACGUUGAUCAACAAAAUAGUCUAGGUAGAGUUAUUGCAAAAUUAGUGGCUACACAAUCUCAUAGACUAUGGAUAGUAGAUUCUAGAAAAUCAAGCAAUUCAACCUCAAAUCCAAUUAAAGUAGGAUAUUCAAAACCAAUUGAUUCAAAUAUUACUAAUAAAGCAGCUACAGUUGAAGAUACACUUACAGAAACACAACCAAUUGUACCCCCAAUUGAUUCACAAAAUAUAGCAUCAAAUGCAACCAAAACUGAAGGAGGUUAUGGAUUUGGAAGAAAUAACAUUGGUAAAUUGAUCGGUGUAGUUACAUUAACGGAUAUUUUAGGAUUAUUUGCUAAUUCAAAAGGGAGAAGAACUGAUCCAGGAAUGGCUAGAAGUCAAAGAAGAAGAAGUUCAACAAGUACUACAAAAUCAUCAAUUGAUUCAUCAAGUAUAAAUACAACUGGUGAACCAAUUUCAAAUGUAAAUACAAACGGAUCAAAUAAAGAAACAAUAACUGCAAGUACUAGUCAAGGUGGUAAUGGUAAUAGAAUUAAUGCUACUACCGAAGCUUCAAGUGAGAUUUUUAAAAAGGUUUACACUAAACCUAAAGAAAAUGUUUUUUCGAAAUAG